Nematolebias whitei (Rio pearlfish) is the source of this 6450-nucleotide messenger RNA. RefSeq names its product ADP-ribosylation factor guanine nucleotide-exchange factor 1 (brefeldin A-inhibited) (gene arfgef1). NCBI's taxonomy places the organism in Eukaryota, Metazoa, Chordata, Actinopteri, Cyprinodontiformes, Rivulidae. Gene Ontology annotation, biological process: regulation of ARF protein signal transduction. Gene Ontology annotation, molecular function: guanyl-nucleotide exchange factor activity. The record is from RefSeq and is a predicted model, not a curated record. The transcript is spliced from 40 exons.
UCUCUCCAACAUGGCGCAGGAGGCAGGUUGUUAACGGCGAGCUGAGGGAUUUACCCCACCUUCUGUAUUUAUUUAUGUUUGCCAGGACUGGACUCUGCGGCUGACAUUUCUGAAGGAAUACAUCUCCAUUCGAGGCGGCUGCAGCCCCCCCUCAACCCCCCUGCCUUGGGUCCGGGCAACUCCUCGCUCCAAAUUCCGUCGCGACAUGUAUGAGGGGAAAAAGACGAAAAACAUGUUCCUCACACGAGCUUUGGAAAAGAUCUUGGCCGACAAGGAGGUGAAAAAGGCUCACCAUUCCCAGCUGCGCAAAGCCUGCGAGGUGGCUCUGGAGGAAAUCAAGGAGGAAUCCAAAAAAUUAAGUCCACCCAGUGGAGAUGGCAAAUCUGGCUCCAGCACUUUACCGCCAAUCAAAUCGAAGACAAACUUCAUUGAAGCCGACAAAUACUUCUUGCCUUUUGAGCUAGCUUGUCAGUCCAAAUGUCCCCGCAUCGUCAUCACCUCCCUCGACUGUUUACAGAAGCUGAUAGCAUAUGGCCACCUGACGGGCAGCGCCCCGGACAGCACGGCUCCGGGCAAGAAGCUCAUCGACAGGAUCAUCGAGACCAUCUGUGCUUGUUUUCAAGGACCUCAGACUGAUGAGGGUGUGCAGCUACAGAUUAUUAAGGCUCUGCUGACGGCCGUGACCUCCCAGCACAUAGAAAUCCAUGAAGGUACCGUGCUGCAGGCCGUCCGCACCUGCUACAACAUCUACUUGGCCAGCAAGAACCUCAUCAACCAGACGACGGCGAAGGCCACGCUCACACAGAUGCUCAACGUCAUCUUCGCUCGCAUGGAGAACCAGGCACUACAGGAAGCGAAGCAGCUUGAGAGAGAUCGGCACCGCCAGCACUCCCCAGUCACCCAGCACGCUGAGCCAGAAUCCCCGCAGCUCCAGACCCCUGUUCACCCGCCCGCCAAGACUUCGACCCAGCAGGCCAACGGGCCCGUCAGCCCUCGGACCCCGAGCAUCACCUUCCCAUCCACUCCGUCCACCCCAACCACCCCCUCGACACUGGCCCCGGAGUCCAGCAGCAGGUCUGUGUCCGGGGAGCAGGAGGAGCAGGGGCCUGUCUACGAGAACCCGGAUCCUGAGAACGGUUCUGAGUUCUGUGCGGUUGAAAAUGAGCAGACAGAGGCGGACCAAGCCACCGCAGCAGCAGCACAGACAUCCAAACAGCAUGAACGAGCAGGUGAGGAGGAAGAGGAGGUCCUAAACUAUGAAGAGAAAGCCCAGGAAAUAGUUCAGAGUAUUCUGCAGGAGGUGGUCAACACAGUUGCAGCAGGCCAGAAAUGUCUGUGACAUCCAAAGUCUGCUAGCGAGCCGGCUGAGCCGCAGCCCACUGAGCCGGCGACGGAGGAAAUCCAGAGCUCGCUGGAGGACGAGGGCACCGUGGGGAGCGACAGUGAGCAUGUCCACGCCAACGGCAUUCCCGGCACGCCCAUCUCCGCCAUCUUCACGCCCUCAUUGCCUGAUGAUAGGCUGUCUCUGUCCUCCACUGACACUCAGGAAUCAGGAGCGACACCGGGACAGCCGCCAGGCGCUAAAUUCUCCCACAUCCUGCAGAAAGAUGCUUUCCUCGUCUUUCGCUCGCUCUGCAAGCUGUCGAUGAAGCCGCUUUCAGACGGACCGCCUGAUCCAAAGUCCCACGAGCUGCGCUCGAAGGUGCUGUCCCUUCAGCUCUUGCUGUCGAUCCUGCAGAACGCCGGGCCCAUCUUUAAAACCAACGAGAUGUUUAUAAACGCCAUCAAACAGUACCUGUGCGUGGCUCUGUCCAAGAAUGGCGUCUCCUCCGUGCCUGAGGUCUUCGAGCUUUCACUCUCCAUCUUCCUCACGCUGCUCUCCCACUUCAAGACGCACCUCAAGAUGCAAAUCGAGGUGUUCUUCAAAGAGAUUUUCCUGUAUAUUCUUGAGACGUCCACAAGCUCCUACGACCACAAGUGGAUGGUCAUACAGACCCUCACCAGAAUAUGUGCAGAUGCCCAGAGUGUGGUGGACAUCUAUGUGAACUAUGAUUGUGACUUGAAUGCUGCUAACAUUUUUGAACGUUUAGUCAACGACCUCUCAAAGAUCGCACAGGGCCGAGGAGGCCACGAGCUCGGCACAACGCCUCAACAGGAGCUGACGCUGAGGAAGAAAGGCCUUGAAUGUCUGGUGUCCAUCCUGAAAUGUAUGGUGGAGUGGAGCAAAGACCAGUACGUCAACCCAAACUCCCAGACCAGCCUCGGCCAGGAAAAGCCUUCAGAACAGGAAAGCACGGAGUCCAAGGCCUCCGAAACCAUAAACCGCUAUGGGAGCAUCAAUUCUUUGGACUCCACCGCCUCAUCUGGAAUCGGUAGCUACAGCACGCAGAUGUCAGGAACUGAUAACCCCGAGCAGUUUGAAGUCCUCAAACAGCAGAAGGAGAUCAUCGAACAGGGGAUCGACCUGUUUAACAAAAAACCAAAGAGAGGAAUCCAGUACCUUCAAGAGCAAGGUAUGCUGGGUACCACCCCGGAGGACCUGGCUCAGUUUUUGCACCAGGAAGAGAGGCUCGAUUCGACUCAGGUGGGAGAGUUUCUCGGGGAUAAUGACCGCUUCAACAAAGAGGUGAUGUACGCCUACGUGGAUCAGAUGGACUUCCAGGGCAAAGAUUUUGUUUCUGCACUGAGGAUCUUCCUGGAGGGCUUUCGGCUCCCCGGCGAGGCACAAAAGAUCGACCGGCUCAUGGAGAAAUUUGCAGCCAGAUACCUAGAAUGCAACCAGGGCCAAACCCUCUUCGCCAGCGCUGACACUGCAUAUGUUCUCGCCUACUCAAUCAUUAUGUUGACAACAGACCUUCACAGUCCACAGGUAAAGAACAAAAUGACAAAAGAGCAGUACAUCAAGAUGAACCGUGGCAUCAACGACAGCAAAGACCUGCCAGAGGAGUAUCUCUCAGCCAUUUAUGAUGAGAUUGCAGGGAAGAAGAUCGCCAUGAAGGAGACUAAAGAGCUGACCAUGAAGUCCAACAAGCAAAGUGUGGCCAGCGAGAAGCAGAGGCGUCUGCUGUACAACGUGGAGAUGGAGCAAAUGGCCAAGACAGCCAAAGCUCUGAUGGAGGCCGUCAGCCACGUCCAGGCUCCUUUCACCAGCGCCACACACCUGGAACACGUCAGGCCCAUGUUCAAGCUGGCGUGGACGCCAUUCCUGGCUGCUUUCAGCGUGGGUCUGCAGGACUGCGACGACACCGACGUGGCCUCGCUGUGUCUGGAAGGAAUCCGCUGUGCCAUCAGGAUAGCGUGCAUCUUCUCCAUACAGUUGGAGAGGGACGCGUACGUGCAGGCUCUGGCGAGGUUCACCCUGCUGACGGCAAGCUCAGGCAUCUCGGAAAUGAAGCAGAAGAACAUCGACACCAUCAAGACCCUCAUCACUGUGGCUCACACCGAUGGCAACUACCUGGGCAACUCCUGGCACGAGAUUCUGAAGUGCAUCAGUCAGUUGGAGCUGGCUCAGCUGAUUGGUACGGGGGUGAAGGCGCGCUACAUCUCAGGGACGGUGAGGGGCAAAGAGGGCUUUAUUGCGAGCACGAAGGAGCAGAGCAGCGACGAGUACCUCGGUUUAGUUGGAGGAACGGUGGACCGUAAGCAGAUCGCCAGCAUUCAGGAGUCUAUUGGGGAGACGAGCUCUCAGAGUGUGGUGGUAGCUGUGGACAGGAUAUUCACAGGUUCCACCAGACUAGAUGGAAAUGCAAUAGUGGAUUUUGUGCGCUGGCUGUGUGCCGUGUCCAUGGAUGAGCUGGCCUCGCCUACACAUCCACGUAUGUUCAGCCUGCAGAAGAUAGUUGAGAUCUCGUACUACAACAUGGGGCGCAUCAGGCUGCAGUGGUCCAGGAUCUGGGAGGUCAUCGGAGACCACUUUAACAAGGUUGGUUGUAAUCCCAAUGAAGAUGUAGCAAUUUUCGCCGUGGAUUCUCUCAGGCAGCUGUCCAUGAAGUUCUUGGAGAAAGGGGAGCUGGCCAACUUCAGGUUCCAGAAGGACUUUCUGAGGCCUUUCGAGCACAUCAUGAAAAAGAACCGGUCUCCCACCAUCAGAGACAUGGUGGUACGCUGCAUCGCCCAGAUGGUUAACUCCCAGGCGGCAAACAUCCGCUCAGGCUGGAAGAACAUCUUCUCAGUCUUCCACCUGGCUGCAUCUGACCAGGACGAGAGCAUCGUGGAGCUGGCCUUCCAGACCACCGGGCAUAUCGUCACGAAUGUAUUCGAAAAGCACUUUCCGGCGACGAUCGACUCCUUCCAGGAUGCCGUCAAGUGUCUGUCGGAGUUCGCCUGCAACGCCUCUUUUCCAGACACCAGCAUGGAAGCCAUCCGCCUCAUCCGCCACUGCGCCAAAUACGUCUCAGAGAGGCCACAGGCCUUUAAGGAUUAUACCAGUGAUGACAUGAAUGUAGCACCUGAGGACCGUGUUUGGGUGCGAGGAUGGUUCCCGAUCCUCUUUGAGCUCUCCUGCAUCAUCAACAGGUGUAAACUGGAUGUCAGGACCAGGGGGCUCACGGUGAUGUUCGAAGUGAUGAAGACCUACGGGCACACCUUUGAGAAACACUGGUGGCAGGACCUGUUCAGGAUUGUCUUCAGGAUCUUUGACAACAUGAAGCUGCCUGAGCAACAAACUGAGAAAGCAGAGUGGAUGACCACCACAUGCAACCAUGCACUUUAUGCCAUCUGUGAUGUCUUCACCCAAUACUUUGAGUCGCUCAAUGGCCUCCUGUUGGACGAUAUCCUGGCUCAGCUGUACUGGUGUGUGCAGCAAGAUAAUGAGCAGCUCGCCCGUUCAGGCACCAACUGUCUAGAGAACGUGGUCAUCCUGAACGGGGAGAAGUUCUCCCUCGAGACCUGGGACAAAACGUGUAACUGCAUGUUGGACAUCUUCAAGACCACAAUCCCUCAUGCGCUGCUAACAUGGAGACCAGAGGGAGAGCACUUCACAACACAUAGUCUGUCUGAUAAACAGCUGGACUCAAUUUCCCAGAAGUCCUUGGACAUUCAGUCCCGCUCUGACGAUCAGCAUUCCAUCAGCAGCGCUGACAGGGUCGCUGUGGAGAACCGUCGUCAGAGCCAGCACAGCUCGACCUCCGGCGUCUGUGAGGACAUUCUGAGGAGCAGGAACCUGACAAAGAUCCAGGAGCAGCGCUUAUUUUCGGCUCUGCUGAUAAAGUGCGUCGUGCAGCUGGAGCUCAUCCAGACCAUCGACAACAUUGUGUUCUUCCCUGCCACCAGUAAGAAAGAAGAUGCCGAGAACUUCGCUGCUGCUCAGCGGGAUGCAGUGUGUGCGACAGAUGUCCAGGUGGAGACCCAGGACCAGGGGAUGUACCGCUAUCUGACCUCAGAGCAGCUUUUCAAGCUGCUGGACUGCCUGCUGAAGUCUCAUUGCUUUGCCAAGGCUUUCAACUCCAACAACGAGCAAAGAACUUUACUGUGGAAAGCAGGUUUCAAAGGAAAGUCGAAGCCCAACCUCUUGAAGCAGGAGACCAGCAGUCUGGCAUGUGGGCUGCGCAUUCUGUUCCGUAUGUACACGGACGAGAGGCGACGGGACGCCUGGGAGGAGGUCCAGAGACGACUGCUCAAUGUGUGCAGUGAGGCUGUAGCGUACUUCCUGGCUCUGACAUCAGAAAGUCACAGAGAGGCCUGGACCAACCUGUUGCUCCUCUUCCUCACUAAGGUGCUGAAGAUCAGCGAUGAAAGGUUCAAGGCCCAUGCAUCCAGAUAUUAUCCUCUCCUGUGUGAGAUCAUGCAGUUCGACCUGAUCCCUGAGCUCCGAGCCGUUCUGAGGAAGUUCUACCUGCGGAUCGGCAUCGUCUUUCAUAUCGCACAGCUGCCUGAGCCAGAGCCUGAACCGGGCCCCGAGCAGGGCCAGGUUGAGCCAGAAACAGAGACGGAGGUGGGGGAGGAGGCUGGUGAGGAGGCGCAGUGAUGCUGCACCUCAAAAACAACUCUACUGAGGCCCCCUUCGCAGAUCUGUGUGGCCGUGCAGUGCCUCCUCAGGACCCUCCGCGUGUUUCACGUCAAACACUUUAAGAGUUGAUUAUUGAUCAACUGUCUGCUCACACCCCGUCACCGCACACAAAGAGCCCAGAUGGAGUCGGCGUCGUGACAAAAACAUCUCGCACCAGAUGUAGCGACACCUCCACUAACCACCGAUCAACAGUAUCUCUGAUCUGAAGGAGCAUAUGUCAACAUGUGUGUGCUUCUUACUGUAUAUUUAAAAGUGAAUGAUCUCAACAUGCAAAACUACAAACUCGACUAUGAAAUUCAUCACGAGUGUAUAAAACCAUCCCUGUUUGCACCACAGAUGGCUAACGUCAGUACUGAUAGCCUCUUGGAUGAAACUAGCUGUACAGAUCUAUGUAAAAUAAUCCUAUAACACUAGAUUUACUUUAUUUUUGUUUAUUUUUCCUC